UUUGCAAAGAGUUUUGAAUUCUCUGUCAUUUUGUCACUUAUUCCUUUUUGUUGACAUUUGAUACAAAAUCAAUUUACAUAAUGUGGUUUUUGAUCAAAAAGGAUCAAAAAACUAAAAACUAGAUUCCUGUGAACUUAUUUCUAGAAUAACUUUUAAGAAUGGAAGCUGUACAUAGCAAAUACAAACAUAACCAAAAAAAGAAAAACAAGAAAUCCAAAGUGACACUUGAACACAGCACUCCGGAGAAAGAGAAGCUUCUCGGAGAAGUGUCUGACGUCACAGGCAGCCUGACCGAUCUGCAAAUAGCAGUAGAAGAGGGAGCAUCAUGUUCGCGGUCAGAAUGCGUCGACAAUGUGGAGAGUGAAAUCAGCGAGGCCUUCAAGGAUGUCGGCGACGCGGCGAAGAGUUCGGAAGAAGAAUCCAGUUGCCGAGAGGUUGUCGCCGAUGUGGGUUGGGUGGAGUCACCCGAUGUUGAGGACAGUCUAGCCGAGGAUGACAUACAGAGGUGCUUGCAGGAUAACAGGAGAAAAGAGAGGAAAAGAUAUACGGUGGAAACGGAACUUGACGAGAUGCAGGCCUUGAGUUUGUUGCAGGAUCGGGAGGAGGAUGAAGCCGACACCAAGUUCGAAACUUGUAAUAACUACUCGACAGAAGUGGAAAUCCAUGUCCCCGCCACGGUUGAACCCAACAUCGAGCCCGGAUGUGAAGCCCUACACAUCCCCAAUGUCGUCUAUGAAGUGAUCAACGAGCAACCCUCGGCCCCCGUCAUGGAAACAGUUCACUCCGUCAAUGUCCGACACCGAAAGGAGAUGAAAACCGAAACAAUAAACAGAUCCGACGAAACCCAUCUAACUCUUCUCCAGAACCUUUUCUGGGCCUGUCAAAAGGAAGACGAGGGACGAACCAAUGUGAGGCCCUUCACUGAAUCUCAGCUGUUAGCUCUGUAUCGGAACGAUGAGUUGAAAUGUAUGCAGAAUUGUGUGUCGGAGUUCCUUAGUACUGAACUGAGAGGGGAUACUGUUCUGUGUAGUAGACUGUAUGAUAUGCUGGUGAAAUAUUUGAGGGCUAGAGGCAAAUUGACUGUGAACAACUCGGAGUUGGAUAUCUUGAAGGCUGAGUGCAAGGAUUAUCAGCAUCAACUCUGGUCGUUUCAGUCUGUGACUGUUUCGGAGAGCGGGGAGUGCCAGGAUGGAAACCCAGUAUCCGCUUCACACGAGUUCAAAAUGUCCAAAUUCAACCAAACGGCUGCUUCAAAACUCUCUCACAGCCUCUCAGCAAUCAAGGAACUAGUCAACGAGUCUUAUUCUCUCAACGCAUACACAUGUGAAGCACUCAAACUGCAGAUCGACAGCUAUGUACAGACGUUAGUUUUGGAUUUCGCUUUUCUGCCACAGAAUGCACGCGUUAGUAUAGGGGAGGAGCCUCUGCCAGCCUAUGGAAGUCACACUGGACAAGAUUUGCGACAAGUUAUUGCUGAACUUAGGGUAGCAAUAUCUGUGUUGUUCGCUUUUCAGAGGAGGAGGAUUAAAGAUGAGGGGUUUGUGGUACAUACAAGGCAAUGGUUGACAAAGCUGGUAGCAGUGUUUCUAAGGGUUGCAACCUGGAGGGAUCAUUUGUACCUUUUGAAUCACGUCCUAAGAUGUCCCGCAGGUGUGGGGAAAUGGGGUGCACAGCUGAUACAACCUCCCCCACCACCUUACAACUGUACCUACAGCGGAAAACAUCUGGAUCACAUGGUGGCUACAGCUGCGGUACUUUUGAAACCGGUGGCAGAGCGGGAUCAGUUUUUAGCACAGUGGAAUGAUUCUACCAUAAUUGAAGGGGAAUCGUUGUGGGUGAUUGUUGAUUCCGAUGGAGAGGAUGAACAGGAGGACUUGGCGACCAAUGAUGUUGUCUCCCGUAACUCUCUGCGGGAAAGCGAUGUUGUCGACAUGUUUAACCAGAUCCCGUUCGAUGAUGUUUUCCGACAUGUUCUGGGGGUACAACAACGGGACAAUGUUGAUGUGCAUGACACGUCAACUCUGGACGAGGGUCAAGUGUUGAAAUUGUUCGCUUUUUCAACAGUUCUUGUCAACAUUCUUGAUACAGGGUUGACAACAUAUAAAGGAACCCGUUACAAACAGUUUUCGAAAAGAUUAGGACGUCUAGUGAGGCAUACAAUCCAGUACGCCACGGACCAGUUUCAGACUUUCUGGGGGGUUUGUGUGGAGAGUAGGAGGGAGCAGGAAAGGGACAUGGCAAUGCUGGAGAGGUUGCAAGUGGAAUAUGAUGAGCUGCUGUUCAGGGCUGUCAGGUGCCUGCAUAAUAGCCCGGGCAGAGUUGCCUGGCAAUUUCUGGCCGUAUUGCCUUUCUCGCAUGCCUCACUGAAGACCCUGUGGCAACUGUUUUUCUAUGUACUACAGUAUGAUGUCAAGCAACAAGAUGAUGGACGCUCAGAACCCCAGGAGAGUCUGUUCAUUUGGUUAACUGAACUCAUCGAUGCCGAAAUCUAUUAUCUACUUACAACCAUUUCGAAUAUGGCGCUGGCAAGGUCGAAGAAUGACUGGUCAUUCAUUGAAACUGCCACCAUUCAUUUACUGCAGAUUGGUUUCUUGAAUGAUACAACUCGCGAUGUUUGCUCAAAGUCUGCUAGGAUAAUGCUUACAAACCUCACCACCAAACAUCCAAUGCUCAUGUCUGUAAUCAUCGAUAAACUUAAGAAAUCAUCGUGUGGACCUAUGUGCAUCUACUUAAUCAAAGAACUGCCUGUCAACCUUUGGCGUCCUACCGACGUUGAUCUCACGAUAAUUGCUGAUUGGCUCCUGUAUUGUCCUCUGGCUUCACCUGAGAACUUACUCUCUCGCUACCUCAUUUCUCAUCUCAACUGGGGCUUCUGUACCACAAACGACCAGAUUGAGGAGCUAUUCUUGCCUUGGUCGAUGCACUGUCGUGUCGGACUUUUACUGGCUCGAGCUGCUGCUAUGUACUCAUCGGAGACGGCCCAAUCAGGAAGCGCCACUAUAGCUGAUAGUGUCAAACAGGUUUCGAAUUUGGCUAGCUCGAUGGUUCGUUCUCAAUCUAACGAGCAGGCAUUCACCGUGUGGCUAUGGCAAACCAUGCUCUGCCUCCAUUUGCACCUGUUGGACCAAUCAGAGGCCUUCGUCUGGACUGUCAUGGCCAAUCCGGUUCAAGCACUCUCGUCUCUACCAGAACUUGAAUCACAGUCUGAGGAAAUGGAACUUCUGCGAGGUCUAGUGAACCAACAGGAGGCACUGGCUUCUCUUGCCGCUCUACUGAUGACCACUGUGGGUCACAGUCUGCCCAUCAUCUGUGCCGAGGGGUUCACUCUGCUGCAACAGUUGCAGGCCUGCUAUCGGCACACGGCCGUCAUCUUCUGUCUGCAGCAUAUUGUGCCGCUAUUCCUCGACUAUCCGCAGUCGUUGAUAUCCAAUGAGAAAUUUCGCAGCCUCAUGAUAAAUCUGCUAUCAGCUGACCGGACUUACCUGAAGAUGGCGAAAAAUCUGAUAGCUCCUGAGUUUCCAGGAAUGGUUUUGAAACAGUUUGGCGACAUGAUCCAGUUUCAUUUAGAAAAUCAUCAUAGAUACAGUCUGCCAACUUGUGCCCCGUUGGCCCAACUGUGGCUGCAGGCUCUAUGCAGUGUGUGGGCUGACGAACCGGGUAGUGUUGUCUAUCUCAUGGAUAUUGUACUGGCUGUUGCAUUCUUCCGUUCUGAGCUCAAAGUCGCUUGCUCCGGAAUUCUUUCACAGCUACUUCAGCUUUCUUGUGAAGAACUGCAAAACUCAGAGACCGCAUCGCAGAACCGCAACUCAGCCGCGUCGGGAGGCCGAUUCUCCUCCCUGUUGAACUGGGUGUCGAGUGGAAACGCGGCAGCAGUCAGCCUCAUGCCGCGUGCGACCGCCUCGUGUGGGCAUGCCCCCUGGUUCGCCUACUUUGCACUGGAGGUCGAGGAGUACAACACGCAGACUGUCAACGGGCUGUGGCCGGCUGUUCUCAAAGAAUUAUCGGCUGCCACGGGCAAGGCCAGCAUAGACAAUGCUAUCAAGCGUGCCGCCAAUUCUCUGAAGAUCCAGCAGAUUCCUAGCUCCUCGCUGGCCAUAUACAGAUGGUCACAGCAGGCAUUGGACACUCCUGUCGAUCACCCUGUACUGCCUCUGUUGUGGCAAAAGUUCUUCACGCUCUACCUGGCUAGAGUGCCUACUGGACCAGAGUGUGUUGUGUUCCUUUUCUAUGCAAACAUUCCUGUAGUCUCGUCAUCACAUUGUCCAUGGUCAGAGGCGAGGCGUCCAGUCAUCUCUGGAUUCGCCGAUGACUGGACAGAAAAAACCGCAUCGCAGAACCGCAACUCAGCCGCGUCGGGAGGCCGACUCUCCUCGUUACUGAACUGGGUGUCAAGUGGAAACGCGGCAGCAGUCAGCCUGAUGCCGCGUGCGACCGCCUCGUGUGGGCAUGCCCCCUGGUUCGCCUACUUUGCACUGGAGGUCGAGGAGUACAACACGCAGACUGUCAACGGGCUGUGGCCGGCUGUUCUCAGAGAACUAUCGGCUGCCACGGGCAAGGCUAGCAUAGACAAUGCUAUCAAGCGUGCCGCCAAUUCUCUGAAGAUCCAGCAGAUUCCAAGCUCCUCACUGGCCAUAUACAGAUGGUCACAGCAGGCAUUGGACACUCCUGUCGAUCACCCUGUACUGCCGCUGUUGUGGCAAAAGUUCUUCACGCUCUACCUGGCUAGAGUGCCUACUGGACCUGAGGCCGUAGACAAGGGCAGUGUUGGUGAAGACUUCUUUGAAGGCAUGACCAAUCUCUCUUAUCAGAAACGAAUCAAGAAGAAAUUGAUGAGUUGCAUGCAAUACCAUCUGGAUAAAAUAGAGAAUGAUACUGAAGGAAAACUAACAUCUGAACAGAAGAACAAAUCACAGUUGCUCUCAAAGUUGUACAAAACUUUCAGUUUGUGGCUAGAGGAGCCAAGAUUGCAUGAACCCGGACUUUUUAUGCCUGCACUUCCGCCCCAAUACAAUCCCCUACUGUUGACAUCUGCCAUCUGUGGAGAUCAGAGCCCGUGGGUGGAGUAUGUGGACCACGACUUGCUCAUGAAAUACCAACAGGAAGCUCUCUCCCGCUGGUCCCAGGCACAAGGUCGUGCCUCAGCGCAACCAUCUUUCACCACUAGCAGCGGUUCAAUGCAGCAAAAUCGAUCGUAUGAUGCAACUGCGCCCCCUCCCCCGUUGAGAUUCGGCCCUCCAGUGGUGCCAAUUGUCACCAGACAGAUUCUCCUUCACAAAGGCGUCAUGCUUGAUUCGAUUCAGCCAUCAUUACAGUCGUAUGAUGCAACUGCGCCCCCUCCCCCGUUGAGAUUCGGCCCUCCAGUGGUGCCAAUUGUUACCAGACAGAUUCUCCUUCACAAAGGCGUCAUGCUCGAUUCUAUUCAGCCAUCUUUGGGUGUUCUACAGGAGUUUGCCAAAUCGUUCCUGCUGCGCGUCUCUGAACACAUGGCGCUUGACUGUUCGUUGAUGGAACUGCUUCCGACUCUGUUCCGUGACGUGGAGACGGAGGUGACUCUGCACGCCGCCUGCGACACGGCCGAACCGGGAACGAACCCACGGCGGUCGCACGCCAACGCCAGCUCGCUAGUGUGUGCCGGUCCUGCUGAAAUCAAAAUCAGGGUUCUUGAAGCGAGACUCAACGAAUGUGCCGAACAUCAAAUGCAAACUAAUAGGAUGGAAUUUGAUGGCGUACUCAGGCAUGCUCUGCAGCCUCCUCCGGCUCAGAUAUGUAGCUCUAGUGUCUUCAUUGAAAAUCUGUCUCAAGCUUUGGACCAUGAAGCAAACGAGCUGAGUCGUGUGGGAGACAUCGAACUGUUGACUAAAGUACGUGAAGUGGGCGUGUCACUCUUCUACAAUUUGACCAGCCUAUUCGCCGAUGAAUCAACCAGUCAUUAUCCUCCAAUCAAACAGUUGCUUACAACCUGCAUUGAAUCGCUGGGAAGGACGUUCAUCAGCUGUGAUGAAAGCGAGUGUGUUCAGCUGCUGAACACGGUUCUCCAGAAUCACCAGCUGACUGGUCUGCUAGCGCCCCAUUUCAACCCAUCCAUUGCCUCUCCUCCCACUUUCAUCCAGGCCUACUCCAAUCUGGUCACAGUUGCUAUGUCAGACAAGGCCAGCGAUCUCACCUUUGUACUACUUACGAAGAUUGAUUUACCCCGAUGGCUGCCGUCAAAGAAACCACGAUUGAGUGAUAGAACCGAGUUGAUUCAACUCUCUAUGAAAGCGUUAAGUACAACUGGGAAAACUCCGGCUGAAGAUAAGCUGAUGAUCCACGAAGUAUUCAGGAAACACCUGUGUCAACUGAUGAUGUUCGAUUUCCCGGAGCAUUACGGGGAAGUGAUCACGCUGACUCUGGAACAGAGCGAGACACAGUCCAUCGCGCCAGACGUGUGGUAUGAGUUGUUGGGAAGCCCUGUCCUGCUAUCGGUUCAGACCAAACAUGACCAUGGCUCAUAUGAAGGAAGCUCAAUUCAAGUGGCAACUGAUGAGCAUCUAUCUAUUCAUCAUCAUCAUCAUCAUCAGUGGCGCUACAACCCGCAACAGGUCUUGGCCUCCUCCAGUAUUCGCCUCCAUUCGUCUCUGUCUUCCGCCCUCGCUUUCCAACCUCUGGCUCCAAUCACUUGUGCGUCCUUGUCAACACCGUCCAUCCAGCGCAGUCUUGGCCUUCCUGGUCUUCGCCUCCCUUCCAUCCUGUACAGCAUGAGUCUCCUUGAUAAGUCCUACUGUCCAGUCCUCAGGCAUCCGCUCUGUCACCCACACCUUAUGGAUCACUUUUUGCAGUUGUUCAGCAAGGUGAUCUCCAGCAUCUUUCAGAAGUUCUGCUGGGAUUCCAUCUUCUCCUGGUGCCUUGUUUCUAUUCAACUUCUCCACUGCCAAUUGGACCUCCCGCACCGAUGGAGGGGGUUGUUCUGCCAGAUUCGAGAUACUGUUCUGCUACUUGGUAACCAUUUCAUGAAGGAGCGCCUGCAGUAUGGAUUGUACGGUCUCUACCCAAAGUACAGAGACUACAUAGAUCCGUUCUGCACAUUACUCGGUUUGGUUGGUCACGGUCUGAUCGCCAGUCGACUGUUGGCUGAUCGGGGUUCGCUUGGUGAUAAAUUGAGUGAACAGUUGUGGCCGCUUCUAGAGAGUCUAUUCUCGCCGUGGCUAAACCCGUACUUCACCCGCAACCUGUCCGAGCCAACGGCUGCUUGGAUCCAGCAACUGACCGACGACCGAUCCGUUUUGCCGCCCUGGAUUGUCACCGAUGUGGCGCACGCCAACAAAAUGGCCGCCAUGUUCACCGAGUGCAUACGAUUCAUGCUCGAUACCUUACCAGGCUGCACAAAUAUUUUAAGCUUUGUUUGGCAAUUUUAUGUGAUAAAAUAUGCUCAUGCGUCAGUCAAGGAACACAUUCUGAACUUGAUGCACAGUCGCCUGCUCACACUGCCUUGGAACCGGUUCAUGCCUUCGUUUCAGGAUAUCGAUCUUAUGCUAAGAGUUGUUGAUCAAUUCUUGCCCGAUUGUCACACAUUUUUGGGAGCGAUUUUCAUCGAAGUACAUUGGUACAACCUAGUCCAGCAUAUCACCGCCAACUGCUCGCCUCAGGCCGCUUCGAAAGCGCACAGUGCUCUUCUGCAUCUUCUAGUCAAACUUUCGAACGAACCUAACAUCAGACAGUCAGGCAAAGUGCUGCCCCUGCUGUUGGAGAGCCAGCAGUUUCAGUGGCACCUGAUUGAUGCGACCAGCUAUGAGUUGGUGGCCAAUUGGUUUGUCAUGAGCUAUGACCCACGUGUCGUACUCCAGCUCACCGAUGAGGAGUGGAACGGAAUCGAUAUGGCUGUACUCGAGUUACUUCAGGUAGCAGCCGGCCAUGUUGGAAAUGUCCCGCAAUACCAUCCGUCAACGCCGAAGAAACGGUUGAUAUUUGUGAGGGCCUCAGUCAAGCUACUGCUUUCGUGCCUCAGUCGAUACAAACACCUCAUCAUAUCCAGAAUAAGCGAGGUGAAAGCAACUGUGCGUCGAAUGGUCGAUAAGAUUGAAACAUGUUUCAUUUCAAGUCCCCCAGGACCGCAACGGGUGUGCGAGGCGGGACUGAUUUUGUCCGAAUUCUUGGUUCUGGUGAACCAAUCACCGAGCAGCACAGUGUCGGAGCUAGCAGUGUCGGCAACUGUUGACUGGCUGAGCUCGAGGGAUUGUUCCAGUGUGGUGGUGGCAGGACUGCUUCGCAUACUGGGGACCACGGUGCAAGAUGAACAGCACUUUGGCUCGUUAAUGGAGGCUGCACUUACCGCAUUCUUCAGACGGAGAGUUUCUGUGAGCGGCAGUACAACAAGCAAAGAGUGGUGGAGCACAGCGGCCUGUACUAUGCAACCUGUGGUGAGACAUGGGUACACGGCUCAAGGUCACAUCCUGAUCAGCAACGGCCAUCUGCUGACACUCUAUGCCAUUGUGCUGAAGAUGUACCACGCUGAUAUGGAGGUCAAAGAGCAGGCAGCCAUACUCAAUCAGCUGCUAGAGUGGAUCACUGCUAUCAAAAUAGAACCACAACUGGAGGCGAAAACUGUUCUCCUACUGCAAGAGGCGGUUCGACUGUGCUACGAACAGUGCAACCGUACUGAGGACACAGCGGCCGCAACUGCACAGUUAACAAAACUGGUUGGCUUACUCAACAAAAUUGCUGAACACAGGUCCGGGUCGUGGAGUCUAUUGGGUGCUAUAGGAAUACGUAAACAGCCUGCUAUUUCUAACAGAUUCCGCCUUAUCUGUCGGAUAGUAGCAGCCUAUUUACUGGCGCAGUUACCUGAAGUGAAAGGUGUGCCAGAGUCACCCCAGUUAAACUUCAGGCUAAAAGAGCACGCUCCGGGAUGUGUAUCAUUCACCAAUGGUGGCGAAAUAACACCGAACACCGAAGCUCUGAAGGCGGUCGCCCAUCUAGAAUCUCUCGUUCUGGAUAAGGACUACACCGACCUGAAGAACGUUUGCGAGGAGGCAAUUCUGCAAAUUCAGCAGCCUGAGAACUCGCUUCACAAUGCUCAAUCAGUCAUCAGUUCAAUUGCAUCCGAACUCUAUACGGACGCGUUUCUGCAUACUAAAUGAACUCGUCAUCUGACCGUGGUUUUGGUUUGAUCUCUUUUAAAUACUGUACCUAUUAUUCGUUGAAUAAUUAUAUCUGUUGAUAUUGUUGUAUGGUUAAUAAUUAUCCAAUGAAUUAUUUAAUUCAUUUAAUAAUUAUAUCUGUUGAUAUUGUUGUUCAUAUGAAUUUUAAGUUUACGUAUGUUAACCCUCAUUUCUUACAAAGAUUAGUCAUUAGUUCAAGCUAUCAUUAGUUACAUCGAUUUUUAAUUAGUUUGUAUCAGUAUAAUGUUUUCUGUAGGAAUAAUUUGAUUGCAUGGGAAGAGAUUUUGUAGUAUUUCUCCAUAAUUGAAAGAAUGAAGUCCGGUUGCAUAAAGGCCUUUUAAAUCUUAAUCAUGAUCAAAUCUUUCGAGAAAUCUUUAAAGAAGAAGGCUUCUCUGAUUGGUCCUCGUGUCAUUCUAUCAUGGUUAAGAUUUAACAGGCUUUUGUGCAACCGGAUCUAAGACUGAUGUUGUCAAUAAGACUAUAUUUGUUCAAAAUUGAUUUAAAUUACAGAACCAGGUUUCAUGGCAACACUCAUUCGUGGCAACUGAUCAGUUCAGCUGAAGAUGUGGCAGGUAAUUUCAUGAAACCUGGUUCUGUAAUUUAAAUCGAUUUUGAACAGAUAUAGUGGUAUUGAAAACAUCAACAUCUUAUACUUUCAAUUUUUCUUUUGGAUAUUAUCACUUUUUUCUAUACAUUUAGCUUCCCAAUAUUAGGAGCUGGUUUGAGUUUGAUGAAUAAUAUUUAUCAAUUUGACAAUUAAAAUAUUUGAACAUUUGAUGAAAUAUUUUUUAUUAUUACUAAACAAAGAUCCAAAUUUAUUGAUUAGCAUUUGAAUAAAUGCAAUUUCUCAUGCUUUGCCAAAUAUUUUAUCAAUUUGAACACUUAUGCAAAGACAGCAAUCUUAAUGAUUCAUUAAAUAGUUCAUAUUGAUCUAUCACCUAGCAGCUCGGAAUGGAAAGUUAAAUAGAAUAAAAUGUAUAGUAUCUUUUCUCUGGAUUUUUUAUAUCUUUAUUAGACUUAUUCGACUCUUUCAGAUUAUUUUUUGAAAGUACUCAAUAGUACAAAUUUGAACACUUCCUCAAAGACAUUAGUGGUUCAUUUAAUUGUUCAAAUUGAUUCAUCACCUAGCAGCUCGCAAUGAAAAGUUGAAUAGAAUAACAUAUAUAGUAUCUUUUCUCUGGAUUUUUUGUAUCUUUAUUAUACUUAUUCGACUCUUUCAGAUUAUUUUUUGAAAGUACUCAAUAGUACAAAUUUGAACACUUCCUCAAAGACAUUAGUGGUUCAUUUAAUUGUUCAAAUUGAUUCAUCACCUAGCAGCUCGCAAUGAAAAGUUGAAUAGAAUAACAUAUAUAGUAUCUUUUCUCUGGAUUUUUUGUAUCUUUAUUAGACUUAUUCGACUCUUUCAGAUUAUUUUUUGAAAGUACUCAAUAGUACAAAUUUGAACACUUCCUCAAAGACAUUAGUGGUUCAUUUAAUUGUUCAAAUUGAUUCAUCACCUAGCAGCUCGCAAUGAAAAGUUGAAUAGAAUAACAUAUAUAGUAUCUUUUCUCUGGAUUUUUUGUAUCUUUAUUAUACUUAUUCGACUCUUUCAGAUUAUUUUUUGAAAGUACUCAAUAGUACAAAUUUGAACAUUUUCUCAAAGACAUCAAUCUUAGUGGUUCAUUUAAUUGUUCAAAUUGAUUCAUCACCCAGCAGCUCGUAAUGGAAAGUUAAAUAGAAUAGAAUUUAUAGUAUCUUUUCUCUGGAUUUUUUAUCUUUAUUAGACUUAUUUGACUCUUUCAGAGUAUUUUUUGAAAGUACUCAAUGACUAUUGCAAUAACUAUCUUCGUUCGGAUGGGGGUUUGGAUUUCUUCACUCUAAUCAUAAGUAGAAAAUAAAUGUUCUUGUUUUUUCUAAGAUAGAUUUCCAGUUUUUUUUUAUAAUAGCUUUUAUUGAAAUGUUGAACUUUUUAUUUCCACUCUACGUUUACUACAGACUAAAAAGUAGACGAAUUACUUUUGAAAAUAAUGGAGCUUUAGUUGAAUUUGAAAUACUUAUUUCUUCAUAGAAAAAUAAAAAGUUAUCAUUCAAUUUAUUGAUUCCAGUGCAAUAGUAUUUAGGUGAAGUGUUCAGAAUCUAAUGCAUUCUUACUCACAUAAAUGGUGCUUUCUCACAAUUUUCAAAUUGUCAACUAAUUGCAUCCUCACAAAUCUAGAUCUAGACCUUACACAAGAGCAAUUAAAUUUUCAAAGAUUUUAGAAAAAUCAUCACUUAUUCUUCAUUAGUAUUUUUGUAGCUUCUUGGUGUCUAAACUGAUCUAUUAGAGCCACAUUAGUAGUAACUGAAAAUUACAUGAUUUAAUUCUAUAAUUGAGAUAGUUUUGCAUCACCUCAAAGCUUUAAAAAAUGUAUUGAGUAGUAGAAACACUUUUAAUAGUAUAGAUACUGACCUGUCUUUAAAGAGUAAGACAUGGGACACUAUUUUUAACAAGAUAACAAAUAACAGUUUUUACCAAAGAUAACAGUUGGUUGAGGAUUUUUAAAUUAUCUAUGAACACAGAUUAAUCAUCCUUGAUUUAGAUUUCAAUUAUAGCCUAUCACUCAUUCUUUACCUUUCACCUGGUGUUUUCCACAAUUUUGGUCAUUUGGUAUUUAGUUUUUUGACAGUAUUUUGAUAAAAAGUUGCAAUAUUUUUUCCAAGUUGCGUCUUAAAGACUGCAGGAGAGAGUGCAAGUCCUUUCCCAAUCUCACAUUAAUUAUACAUUAUAACAAUAAUUUAUAUUUAUAAAAUUAGGCCUACUUUCAUGGUUAUUAUUCAAGUGAAAGUCAGUUCCAAUCCCAAUUGAACUCUAAGGGCCGGUUUUCGAGCUCGGGAUUUAGCUAAGUUCUAGAAUUUAAACAGCUGGAGUCUAGAACUUGGUCAAAUCCCGAGCUCGGGAACGGGCAUACAUAAGGUUUCAACAGCCAAGAAUUAAUUUCAUUGUUUAUCUUGAUGGGUGAUAUUAUUGUGGAAAUUAGCUUAUAAAGUUUCAAUGUUCAAGUUUCAAUUUGUGUAAUAUUCACAUAUUUAGGGGACCACACCACGACCACCUAAAUUUCUAUAAAUUUAGAAGCAAUUAUACAAGCAAAUAUUAAAAGCAAAUAUACAAAACAAUUUGUAUAAAUCUAGGUGGUUAUGGCCACACUGAUGCAACUUGUUGCAAAAAUAAGCUAGAAAGCUUUAAAAUGCCUUGACUAGUCUGGUUCUUGAUUAUUUAUUUCAUAUACUUGAAUUAAUUGUACGAUUCUCUUUCAAUUCGUGUUUACAGACAUUUGAAAAUGGACCAUAUUUUGCCGAAGAGAGCCUUAAUAAUUCUUUCAAGGUUACUAAAAGAGAGGGGUAUUUAUGUAAGUUUUCUUUCUCAUUAUAUUUUUGUACUUAAUUUGCCA
This is a messenger RNA of Nilaparvata lugens (brown planthopper), 12544 nucleotides long. Its product is annotated as ectopic P granules protein 5 homolog. Gene Ontology annotation, cellular component: cytoplasm. Gene Ontology annotation, biological process: autophagosome maturation. The record is from RefSeq and is a predicted model, not a curated record. Lineage: Eukaryota; Metazoa; Arthropoda; Insecta; Hemiptera; Delphacidae.